Messenger RNA from Oldenlandia corymbosa var. corymbosa, 1091 nucleotides. The record is from the annotation of a GenBank genome assembly. NCBI's taxonomy places the organism in Eukaryota, Viridiplantae, Streptophyta, Magnoliopsida, Gentianales, Rubiaceae.
GACGUUUUUAUCAUUGCUCCUUUUGUUACUUAUGAUUUUAUAGAUCAAAAUGACCUUAACAUCUAAUGUCUGAAACCAUUCAAUCAUCCGUAAUACAACAUUUUUCUUUCAAAAAGGGGUUAAUUGAUUUUUUUGGAUAAUAAAAAAUGGUUAAUGGUCAAUAGGCAUAAAGCCUUUGACGUUGUUUAAUGCUAUUUUGGCAGCUCAAGGAAUCUAAAUAUUCUCAGUCUACAUUUUGAGAAAGAAGAUUUAUUAAAAAAAAAAAGGCUGUUGAUACAAAGGAAUGGAAUAUUCUCCUAUUGGCAUUCUAAGCUAAGAUGUGCAUAAAAAUAAUCACUCUAAUCUAAAGAUUGAAGGAGGAAUUUUGCCAACCUGCUUCUAAUGAUAACUAGAUAUCUUAAUUAUUCAUUAUAGCUUUAUUCCAUAAGAAAUUUUUGUCAGUAACUUUCUUGCUAUAUAAAUCAAAGAGGCUCUCUCUCUUCUUCUUUUCUAUGCAAGGCAUUUUGGAGGUGCUUUUUUGGAGAUGGUUGGAGGAGGAGGAGGAGAAGAAAAGGCUGUGGAAGAGAGAUCAAUCAUGGACAUUAGUCUUAAGGAUCUCUCCAAAAAGCUUGAAGAAUUUGCUAAGGCUAGAGAUUGGGAGAAGUACCAUAGUCCAAGAAAUUUGCUUCUUGCCAUGGUUGGUGAAGUUGGAGAACUAUCAGAAAUAUUUCAAUGGAGAGGAGAAGUGGACAAAGGGUUGCCAAAUUGGGAAGAAUCAGACAGAGAGCAUUUGGGAGAAGAGCUGUCUGAUGUUCUCCUCUACCUCAUUAGGCUGGCAGACAUUUGUGGAAUUGAUUUAGGUGAUGCUGCCACCAAGAAAAUUGUCAAGAACGCCAUCAAAUACCCUCCUAAAGUAACCUGAAUUUGUACCCAAAAAAAAUUUGAGAAAUUUUUGUUGUGUGACUCAAAUUUUGAACUAGAAGAACUUAGUUUCUUUCAUCUAAUGUUUACUGUUUUUUUUUAUUUUAUUUUUUUAUAACUUUACUUUUGUUUCGAUAAUCAUUUCUAGCUCGGUUCUUAAUUAUUGUUAAUAUGUUUUUAUGUUGAAAUUC